Messenger RNA from Cryptomeria japonica (Japanese cedar), 1379 nucleotides. RefSeq lists its product as uncharacterized. Lineage: Eukaryota; Viridiplantae; Streptophyta; Pinopsida; Cupressales; Cupressaceae. The transcript is spliced from 3 exons. Bases 503 to 994 code for a protein of 163 amino acids. The record is from RefSeq and is a predicted model, not a curated record.
UGUGAUGGUAAAAGUUUCAGUUUCGCACAUAUCGAAAAACAUUCUGCUUUUGUACAAAUUUACUGUCGACAUUAGCCAGAACCUUCGGCAAUCUUCAUUCCGACGUCUAGAGUUUUCACGAACUUAAAUUAUUGUGUUUACACUGUUGAGCCCACUAUGUGAGGAAAAAAAUCUAGCUUCGGGUUCUCUUCUUUCCGUUUCUAGAAAACAGAAGAAAAAGGAAAGUCUUGAAAAGUUAUAUAGUGCUUUCUGAGUGUGCUGGACGCCUGUAGAAUUGUACUCGUGAAGGACGUUUGGCAUAAAAGAGAUUGUUGCAGCAUAAACUUUGAGGAAAAACGGUUUAAAAGAGGACUUUCGACUUGCAAAAGAUCUUCAGACAUAUAAAUCUGUGAGGAAAAGCAGUUCAAAACAGGACUGAUUUGACAGUGGUGGUGAACAGUCAUUUGCAACUAGACCAAAGGAAUCAAGGAAUAAUUCUCAACAUCUUCAGAGCUCUGCAAAAAUGUACAGGCUUUUUCAGCCAAUUGCUCCUGGUAUACCUAGGAUUGUAGGUCCAGCAAGUGGUGACUACAUCGGCCCUCCCGGUCCCAAUUUUACUACACAGCAAUGGAUUAUUCCUUGGAAAAGUCUGCCUCAAGAUAAGGAUCCAAAGUUUAGUAAGAAGAUGGCUCCUGUGAUUAGAAGACUUAACUUUCCAAAGAUAAAGGCUCAACGUGCAAGACCUAGGCCACCUCGUUCUGAAACUGCCAUUGCUAAGCCUUUAAAGAUUGGAAAUGGUGUUCGCGAGCAUGGAAACCCCCAUGGUCUUAAACUAAUUGAUGCAUUUGAUGCCCUUAAGUGUUCUCCUUGUUAUUUACAGCGCAAUGAAUUUGGGAAUGGUACCAAAAAAUUGUCUGGCGCACAGACUCGUAUGCCGUACCUUAAGGCAGGAAACAAAGCACUUGCAGGUCUGGAGCAUGCUUUAAUGGCAGAGUCGGAGCAACUUGCAGAGUAGUUGCUAACUUUUUAUGUUUCUUUAGAUACCCACAAAUUUGAACUCUUAAUCGGAUCAAAUUUGAACUGUUAAGAGUGCAAAGUAUGGGAACUAUAUCCUGGUUUACAGAGAACAAAUUUUAACAGGUGUGAUGCAAGUAUUACUGCUGUACGUAUGUGUAUGGUAGGAUAUUGAUAGCUAAGUAGUGUAUGGAAGCUAGGGAAGUCCAUGCUGCAAGUGUCUUAGGUUUGGCUCACUUGGUUACAAUGUGAGCAGUUUGAUGGGACCUUAAACUAGUCGUGUGGAUCACUUGGUUGUUUUCUCAAUUUCCUAAGAGUGUGGAGGACUUCAGAUGUGGUGUCAGAAAUGUGUUUGCUUAAAUAUUAAAGAAAAAAAUCUUAAUGAA